Molecule: messenger RNA, 4426 nt
Organism: Bombus huntii
Lineage: Eukaryota; Metazoa; Arthropoda; Insecta; Hymenoptera; Apidae
Product: box A-binding factor-like
Exons: 9
Coding region: 64-3540 (1158 amino acids)
Biological process (GO): positive regulation of transcription by RNA polymerase II; negative regulation of transcription by RNA polymerase II; cell fate commitment
Molecular function (GO): zinc ion binding; RNA polymerase II cis-regulatory region sequence-specific DNA binding; DNA-binding transcription factor activity, RNA polymerase II-specific
Source: RefSeq, a predicted model, not a curated record
GAAGAUUCGUCCAGCGAAGGAGUUUGGCUUCGCGCGGUACCGUCAUCAAGAAACGGGAGAGGGAUGAAGAGUAGGAAAUCCGAUGAUGAAAUUCGUGGAGAAAUGGCGAAACAUCGACGACACAUCAACGAAUACGAGUUGACGGAGUACAUGGACGACACGGCGGCGGACUACGCCACGGGAAGGAAGACGAGAUGCGCGAAAGCGGUCGGGGAUAGCGUGGAAGGGUACGACGACCAAGAAUCGAUCAGGCUGAUGCGAAUCGAGAGCGGCAGAUCGGUAGCCGCGCAACUUUUUCGACAACAGCAACAACUGGACGACCAGGAGAGGGAACGGCAAAGGCAACGACAACGGCAACCGCAACGCCACCAACAGUUACCUUACGAAAAGCAUGGAACCGAAGAAGGCGGGGACAUGGUAGGCGGGCUGGAGGCGGGACAGCAGGAAAUUGAAAAUGGCGCGGUCGAAGAGGCGAGUAACGCCGAACCGGUGGUUACGAUUCUCGUCUCGUCGGAACAGGAAAACGACGUGGACGCCGCUUACGGCGUGCACUCGCUCGACUUCGUCAGCCAGGAUUCCGACGUCGGAGAAAGGGGUUAUCGCGAUCAGGAUUCGAGCGAGUACGGGGGCGGCGAUUCCUCGAAACAGGAGGAGCAGCAACAACAGCAACAGGUCUCCCAACCCCUUCACCAGCAGCAGCAUCACCAACAACAGCAGCGUAGGCAGCCGCAGCAGGACCACCACCUCCACAACCCCCACUACGAUUACGACCACGACCACCACCACCACCACCACCACCAACACCAACACCAACACCAACACCAACACCAACACCAUCGGUCAGAGUACGUUCAGCUAGGGGCGAGAGAAGUAUCGGUUACCGAGGGUGGGGAUAACGGACGGUCGGGCGAGGUCUGCGCGUUGUCGGAGGAAAAUCGGGACGCCAGUCACGCGCUUCGCUCUACCAUGCAUCGUUAUGGUAGCGAGUCGCUCUCGCCGACCGCGACCGAUCACCACCACCACCAGCACCAUCACCACCACCACUCUCAGCGCCAUCACCAUCAACAGCACCAUCAUCACCAACAGCAGCAGCAGCAGCAGCACUUACAAUCGGACACGACCCAACAAAGUGUGGUGCUCUCUUCGGCAAGUCAUCGUCACUUGGAGGAACAAGAAGCACAGUCGCACUCGCAUUCGCUCUCGCACUCGCACUCUCACUCGCAAUCGGUGCCGCAUCAAGAGACGGACGAGGAUACGGAGAGAACGAGUGGAAUUACCGCAGCCAUGAGGGGCGCUCGUGGGGAUUUUACCCUUGGUAUGUUGUUUCCGAAUCUCAGCACCACCGGUGCGACCAGUUCGGCCAGCGACGUCGGUGCGAACGACGGCCAUCAACAACAGCACGGUCACCAUCAUCAUCAUCAUCAUCACCACUUGGAAGAAGUGUUACCGGAUGCCGCGUACCUCCAACAUCAGAUACGGGCGAGCGGAGGUGGAGGAGCUGCCGGUAACGGUAACAACGGCGGUGCGGAUGGCGGGGGCGGAGGUGGCGGUGGCGCGGAGGGUAAUGGUGGCGGUGGUACUGGCAGCGGCGGCGGAGGUUCACCGACUCUCCGAACGGGCAGUUCACCGGGUUCCAGUCGCAGUCCGCACGACGAUCAACAAUUGUCGUCGCCUCACCGUCAAGGACAAUCGGAGGGAGGAGGAUACAGCCCGAGCGAUCACGGUAGGCAAUCGUACGCUCACUUGACCGCUAUGCAGCCACCGUCUUCGGUUCAGGCCAACCACGGUCUCGGCCAGGACACCAGCGAUCGCGUAUCCGAUCAGCUGUACAUGGACUCGAUAUACGCUCAUCACGCUGUAGGAACGCCUCAUCAUCAUCAAGAUCACGAGACAGGCUCGUCGACGCCGCAUUCGCCUACAGGCCCGCUUUCCAGUCCGUUGUAUCGUUCGAUGAGCAGUGUGACCGGUAUGGCCGCGGCUAGCGCGACAGGAACCGCUGGUGCUUACGGACUUCCUUACAUGACCGGCAACCCCACGGAAUUGACAGCCACGCCGCAGCAAUUAUGGAACGCUCAAGGCUUAGGGACGACAGGCCUUUCCGCAAUUUCGGAGGAUUACGGCAGCAGCGGCAAAUCCUCGGGUACGGUGACUCAUCAGGCCCUGCCAGCCUUUUCGCAACCGUUCUGCGGUCGGCCGAGUUUUCGAGGAUACAGCCCCUCUUAUUCUACGCAGCAAAACACCAGCGGAGUAGGAGCCACCGUGGAACCUUCGACCUGGAGCUACGGUUCGCCUUCGAACGACACCCUGGCCACUCAAUAUGCCGCUCCUUCCAGGCGACAACCCGUUGUCAACUCUCCGUCGACCCCGGCGCAACAUCAGCUGACAGCCACUGCCAGCCUUAGCACAAUGCACAACAUCGAGGCGGAAUACUUUACGGAGGGACGCGAGUGCGUAAAUUGCGGCGCAAUUUCCACUCCGCUUUGGCGACGAGACGGUACGGGCCACUACCUGUGCAACGCGUGCGGUCUCUACCACAAGAUGAACGGAAUGAAUCGACCCUUGGUGAAGCAGCCACGGCGAUUGUCCGCUUCGAGACGAGUGGGCACAUCGUGCAGCAAUUGCCAAACGACGAUGACGUCGUUAUGGCGCAGGAACACGUUAGGUGAGCCCGUUUGCAACGCAUGCGGGCUCUAUUUCAAAUUGCACGGCGUGAACAGGCCUCACGCUAUGAAAAAGGACAGCAUUCAAACCAGGAAGAGGAAGCCGAAGAUGAAAUCGACCGAUGCGACGGCGAUCGCCGGCACCGUAGCGUCCUGUACAGGCAACGGUGAGGUGGUUCUCGAGGGAGAUACGCGCGGUUUCGUCCCUGGGCCCGGUGAUAUCGUGCCCAUGCCAGUCGGACGAGGACUUCGCAUGAUGGCACCGCGAGUCGAAUCCACGCGCUCGGGAACGUCUACCACGAUAGAGUGCGUUUCCGCGAGUCACGGCACCUCUGCUCGUCACAACGGAAACACCAGCAUCACCACCGCCAGCAGCAGCAACAGCAGCAGCAACAACAACAACAACAACAACAACAACAACAACAACAACAACAACAACAACAACAACGUCAAAUUGGAGCCAGGUACGUACGGAGAAUUGAGGAUGAACCAUACGGCAGUGCCUCAGGUAAGCUACGGCAGCAAUCUGUACGGCAGUCCUCAGUCGACCAGCCGAAUCGUCUCCUACCAGUCGGAGAUGUAUUACGAUAUGAUCGCCUCGCAGCAACAACAGCCGCAGCAGCAGCAACAGCAGCAUCAACAUCAGCAUCAACAUCAGCAACUACUCGAGACGCACUCGCCGAAAGUCGAGUGCCCGUCGCCUCCUUGCGCGAAUCGAUCGCCGGUCAUGUUAUCCGCGAGUCAUUCUCCCGAUCAUCAUCAACUCGCUUCCCCGCAUAUCGUAACGCUUGGCAAUUCGUCGCCCAACACGGCGGCCACUAAAAUUAUCCUGGACAACGGUCACCUGGACAGACCUACCGUCGUCUCGAUAUCGUCGUAAAGUCCGUUCAUCCGUCGACGUUCGACGCCGACGAAUCUCCAACGUAGCCGUAGGGGGCCGACGAGGACGUAUCGUGAUUUCGAAGGAGGUGCGAAGAAGGAGGAACGUUUUCGUUCGACGAUCGGGCACGAGAGACGAACGUUCGUCGAGGUUCGCGAGACGAGAAGAGACGAACGAGAGGAAACGAAAACGAAAAGGAAAUGUCUUUCGUCGUUUCUUUUCGUUCCGGCUGUUCUCUCGUCGGUGCGUGCUCGCUGUUCGAACAACGACCGAUGGAAUGGACGCGAAAGACGCGCAAACGAAUCGUUGGAUUCGUCGAAAAGACGUACUUGUGUACCCUUCGUACACCCGUUAUAACACCCCCUAAGAUCGGCGAAAGGAAUGGAAGAUACGAGUACGUUUCGUAAGGCGCGAACUCGCGGCGUUACGCGUACGUAGAAUGAAGUAAGAAUUUUGCCGAAUAUACGUUGUUGGGAAAGAUUGGGUUGCGAGAAUGACCGUUGGAUCCUGUCUGUGUAAAUAGGAAAUACACGUUAUUAGAAAGUAACGAGCGUAGAUUCGAAGCGCGAGCUGUGUGCGCGUCGAAUCGAAAGCAUUAGAAAACUAAAAAUAAUCGUUAUCUAUCGCGAUCUAAUUGUAGCAUCGCGUCACCUUGCUGCGUUCGACUCGUUCAAUUGCACUACGACGUAUAUAUAUAUAUAUGUAUAUCACGAUACGAUACAGAAAAUAGUAAUUUUAUAACGAUAAUGUAAUUAUGUCGACGACUGAAUAUCGACGAUCAGCGACUAAAUGUCGCACGUUAUGUUUUAACAUGUUGAUAUAUAUUUUCAAAGUGUGCUGUAUCAAAUAGGUUAUUUUUAAAUAAAAAGGGAUAUUUAAAUCGGAA